AUGGCCGCGCCGCCGCCGCCUCGCCCGGCCGCCCGCUCGGCUCCUCCGCCGCUACCUGCAGCACAGGCCGCCGCCGGCCCGGUGCCGCUGAGCCGCGAGGAGAAGCUGCAGCUGCGCAAGGAGAAGAAGCAGCAGAAGAAGAAGCGCCGCGAGGCGGACAGGGAGCCGCCGCCCGAGGCCGGGGCCGCGCCGCCGGGGGCUGGGCCCGGGCCGGGGGUGCCCGUGCGGCCGGAAAGCGCCUCCCGCGCGCUCUCCUCGGAGUCGCCCCCUGCUCCCUGCGGCGGCGCGCCGGGGCCGGGGCCCUCCGCGCCCGGGCCGGCUGAGCACAAGCCGGGCGGCGGCGGGGAGCGCGCGGCUCCGGGCAAGAGCAAGGCCGAGCAGCGGGCGGAGCGCCGGGCCAAGCAGGAGGCCGAUCGGGCGCAGAAGCAGGCCCGGCGGGGCGAGCCGGGUUCGGGCGCCGCGCCCGCGAAGCCCCGCCCGGGGCCCGGCGAGGCUCAGCCAGCGGUGAAGCGGCUCCCGGAGCACGUGCAGCUGGACGACCCGGCCGCCCAGAAGAAGCUGGCCAAGAAGCUGGAGCGCCAGCAGGUGCCUCUGAGGCUGGAUUAUGGCGCCAAGGUCAGCCUCUUCUCUCAUCUGCAUCAGUACAGUCGCAAAGAGCUACUAACACAGCACAUGAGCAUUCCGGCAUCCACCAUCCACCCUGCAGUGGUGCGGCUCGGCCUCCAGUACUCCCAGGGCAUCAUCAAUGGCUCCAAUGCCCGCUGCAUUGCGCUCCUGAGGGUCUUCAAACAGGUGAUUGCAGACUACACCACCCCACCCAAUGAGGAGCUCUCCCGGGACCUGGUCAACAAGCUGAAACCCUACAUCAGCUUUCUGAACCAGUGCCGGCCCCUCUCCGUCAGCAUGGGCAACGCGAUCAAGUUCCUCAAAAAGGAGAUCUCGGCCCUGCCGGGCUCCAUGCAAGAUGAGGAGGCCAAGGGGGCCCUUCAAAGUGCCAUGGACAAGUAUGAGCAAGAGAAGAUCAUUCUGGCAGCUGCGGCCAUUUCCAAGUUUGCUUCUGAGAAGAUCAACAACGGAGACGUCAUCCUGGUCUAUGGAUGCUCAUCCCUGGUGAGCCGCACUCUCUGCGAUGCCCAGGCCAAGGGCCAUGCCUUCCGAGUCGUGGUGGUGGACAGCCAGCCGCGGCUGGAGGGCCGGGAGACCCUCCGCCGCCUGGUGAAGCAGGGGGUUCGCUGCAGCUACGUGCUCAUCAGUGCCAUCUCCUACGUCUUGCCAGAGGUCUCCAAGGUGCUUCUGGGGGCACAUGCACUAUUGGCCAACGGGUCAGUGAUGUCCAGGAUGGGCACCUCCCAAAUCGCACUGCUUUCUAAGGCUCAUAAUGUGCCAGUCCUGGUCUGCUGCGAGACUUACAAGUUCUGCGAGCGAGUCCAGACAGACUCCUUCGUCUCCAAUGAGCUAGAUGACCCCGAUGACCUGCUUCGGUCAGAUCCAAAGAGCCCGCUGGCUGGCUGGCAAGAGAGCAAGUCACUGCGCCUCCUCAACUUGGUCUAUGACGUGACGCCCCUCGAGCUGGUGGACCUGGUGAUUACAGACUUGGGAAUGAUCCCCUGCACAUCUGUCCCGGUUGUGCUGCGUGUAAAGAACGUGGAGCAGUGAUACAAGGAACGGUACAAAUAAACCUGUGUGCCGUG
Molecule: messenger RNA, 1691 nt
Organism: Varanus komodoensis (Komodo dragon)
Lineage: Eukaryota; Metazoa; Chordata; Lepidosauria; Squamata; Varanidae
Gene: EIF2B4
Product: eukaryotic translation initiation factor 2B subunit delta
Exons: 11
Coding region: 1-1656 (551 amino acids)
Source: RefSeq, a predicted model, not a curated record